UUUUGAUAACAAAAGUCGAAACUAAACGAGCAAAGCAAAAUAAAAACAAACAAAAAUUCGUACCUAAUGCCUACCUAGAUAAAUAAUUUCAGUUACAAGGUUAUUCUUUAAGUCAGUAAGUGGAUAAAAAACAUCGCUUUAUAGGUAUUUACGUAUUCGCUUACGAUUUUUAUAAGAAAUAUUUUGAAAAUGCCUCGCGGCAAACCAAAGCCAUCUGCCGCCAAGGCGAAAAAUUCAAACUCUGGUAAAAAGAUUGAAGAGCUAAAAUCUAAACCAGUGGAAGAUAAUUCUAGCUUUAGUAUACCAGAUUUGAACAGGUACAAAUUUGAAAAGAAACCACACGUUAAAAUCGAAUUUGAAAAGGCUUCUCCUGAAAAACAAGAAUCAAAAGGAUCAUGGGAACCAUCAAACUGGACAGAUUUUCUGGUGAAUUUGAGAAUAAUGAGGGCCAACAAUGAUGCUCCUGUCGACUCCAUGGGUUGUAAAAGUUCCAUAGAUGAAACUGCAGCACCAGAGGUCUACAGGUACCAAAGUCUGAUUUCACUGAUGCUGUCCAGUCAGACAAAAGAUCAGGUCACAUUUGCGGCCAUGGAGAAGCUGAGGGCUCGCGGUUUGACCAUAGACAAUGUCUUGAAAAUGAGUGAUGAGGAGCUUGGCCAGUUGAUAUAUCCUGUGGGAUUUUGGAAGACCAAAGUGAAAUACAUAAAGAAGACUACACAAACACUGAAGGAGCAGUACAAUGGUGACAUUCCAGAUUCAGUGGAGAAGCUCUGCAAACUGACUGGUGUUGGCCCUAAAAUGGCUCACAUUUGUAUGAAAGUUGCUUGGAACAAAGUCACGGGAAUUGGAGUCGACACUCAUGUUCACAGAAUCAGUAAUAGGAUUGGUUGGGUAAAAAAACCUACAGCAACCCCUGAAGACACCAGGAAAGCUUUAGAAUCGUGGUUACCAGUAGAACUUUGGAGUGAAGUUAACCAUCUCAUGGUGGGUUUCGGACAGACAAUAUGCACACCAAUAAGUCCAUUUUGCAAUGAGUGUCUCAAUAAAGACAUUUGCCCAUCAAGUGGGAAAGGUAGGAAGUCACCAAGCAAAAGAACUCCCAUCAAACUGGAAGUGAAAGAUGAAGUGAAUUCAGAAGAUGAAUUUGUUGAAAAUACAACUGGUAAAAGUCAAAAGACAUCCAGAAAGGUACAAUCACUUCAACUUGAUGAGAAAUUAGAAGAGGAUGUAAAACAAAAAGGUAAAAAAUCUGUUUCACCCAAACCAACAAAGAAAGAGUUACUUGAAGCCAAUGGAGAAAUGAAAGGAAGAAUAUCCCCCAAACAGAAAGCACUCUUAAAAGAUCUAUACAAUAGUGAUGUUGAAAUGGAAAAUUUGUUAACAUCACAUAAAAAUGUGAAGAAUAGUGGAAAAUCACCUAAACAAAAGACUCAAAAAAAAGAUGUGCUGGAAAGUGAUAGUGAAGGAAAAUUGAAAUAUGGAAAAUCAAACCCAAUAAUUGCAUCUACAAAAGAAGAUAAAGGUGCAGCUUUAGAUAUAGUUAAAAAGACUGUGAAGAAGUCACCAUUGAAAAGAUCACCUCGAAAUAAAUGUGGUAAAAAUGAACAAAAUAAUGAAAAUAGCAGUGAUGAAGUGUGUAAGAAAAAGAAAAUUUGAAUCCAUGAAUAUUUAGAUAUUAAGUUUAAUAAGCAUUUGUUUUGUUUUCAAGAAAAUUUUAAUUGUUAUGAUCAUGUUACCUCAUAUUGCAUUAAAUUUUUUCAAUAAAAGAUUCAAAUAAUAUUUUAA
Messenger RNA from Plodia interpunctella (Indianmeal moth), 1785 nucleotides. RefSeq names its product Nth-like DNA glycosylase 1 (gene Nthl1). Lineage: Eukaryota; Metazoa; Arthropoda; Insecta; Lepidoptera; Pyralidae. The record is from RefSeq and is a predicted model, not a curated record. Gene Ontology annotation, biological process: nucleotide-excision repair; base-excision repair; base-excision repair, AP site formation. Gene Ontology annotation, molecular function: 4 iron, 4 sulfur cluster binding; DNA binding; oxidized pyrimidine nucleobase lesion DNA N-glycosylase activity. The coding region runs from base 190 to 1656 and encodes 488 amino acids. Gene Ontology annotation, cellular component: nucleus. The transcript has 5 exons.